AUGGUAUUAACUACACUUAAACUUGGUCAAAAUGAAAUCGAUGAUCUUGCAGUAAAAUAUAUUGCCGAUGCUCUUACAAAAAAUAUGACACUUACUACAUUAGAUUUAAGUCAUAAUCAAAUUCAAGAUCAAGGAGUACAAUGUCUUAGUGAUGCUCUCAUAGAAAAUAAGACAUUGACAACACUAGAUCUUAGCUAUAAUAAUAUUCAAGAUGAUGGUAUAGAACAACUUGCUGAUGCUCUUAAAAUCAAUCACACACUCACUAUGCUUGAUCUUACAGGAAUUCAAUUUGGAGAAAUAGGUGCUAAACAACUUGGUAAUAUGCUUUUAUAUAAUAAAACACUCACUUUACUCAAUCUGAGAAGUAAUAACAUUGAUUCUCAAGGAAUAUUAUAUUUAACUAAUGGUUUGAAAGAUAAUAAAACACUCAUUAAUCUCGAUCUUAGUGUAAAUCAAAUUCAAGACGAAGGUGCUAAGUAUAUUGCUGAUGCACUUAUAAUCAAUACUACACUCGAAAUACUGAAUUUAAGUGAAAAUGGAAUUGAAUAUCAAGGUGCACAAUAUCUCGCUAAUGCAUUAGAAAAGAAUUCAUCAUUAGGAAUAUUCAAUCUUGCAAGAAACGGAAUAACUGAUAUAGGUGCAGAACAUUUUGGUCGUGCACUUUCAAACAAUAAAACACUUACUUCACUCGAUCUUAGUAAUAAUGAAAUUAAUGAUCAAGGAGGACAAUACCUUGCUAGUGGUCUAAUUAAUAAUAAAACACUUGUUUCAUUGAAUCUUCAUACAAAUAAUAUUAGAGAUCAAUCAGCACAUGAAUUUUCUGUUGUUCUAAUAAAUAACAAAACACUUACAACUAUCGAUUUUAAUAAUAAUAAAAUUACUGAUAAUGGAAUAGAACAUCUUGCUGAUAGUCUUACAAAUAACACAAUAUUAACUAUACUCGAUUUGGGAAUGAAUCAAAUACGUGAUCAAGGUGCAAAAUAUCUUGCUGAUGCUCUUCAAACGAAUAGAACAUUGACACUACUUAAUCUUCAAUAUAAUGAAAUUACAGAAAUAGGAGCUGGUUACCUUGCUGUUGUUCUUUCAGAUUAUUCAACAAUUGUAACAAUUUAUCUUCGUUGGAAUAAUUUUGGGGAAGAAAAACGAGAAAAACUAAUGAAACUUGCCAAUGAAAAUGAACGAUUAAAACUAACAGAUGUUUGUUGUUGGAAUUAA
Adineta steineri is the source of this 1215-nucleotide messenger RNA. The record is from the annotation of a GenBank genome assembly. NCBI's taxonomy places the organism in Eukaryota, Metazoa, Rotifera, Eurotatoria, Adinetida, Adinetidae.